UCAGUAAGGCCGAGGCAGGGGAUCAUGGGCUUAAAAAAGUUGGUGACCACUACCUUAAAGGAAGGAUAAAAAUGGAGUCCUGAGCUCUGCCGGAACUAUCCGAGCGUUAGCGGAGGGACCCGAGCUCUGCCGGAACUAUCCGAGCGUUAGCGGAGGGACCCGAGCUCUGCCGGAACUAUCCGAGCGUUAGCGGAGGGACCCGAGCUCUUGCCGGAACUCCCGAGCACUGGCGGAGGGAUCCGAGCCCCGCCGAGAGCUACCUGACCGCUUGAGAACCGUUGGGCGGCCUGUUGCUCCACUCUGUUAUGGAGUCUCACAGUUUGGAGACUGAAGGGGAGAUCCUCCACAAGUCGCCAAUGAUCCACGGGAAGGAGCAGCUCCGACAUGGACACAAACCCGCCGUCCUGCUGCCCGUGUCCACAAGCAAUCAUUCUCCAGAGACGUCUCUUUCUCCAAUAGACACCAUGAAUUCUCUUUCCAAUUUUGAAUCGGAAAUGGAUCAUGAUGGACAAGGGAAUUAUUCUCUUUUCCCAGCCCUCGAUAAUGUGACCAUCUUGCCUGCAAACAGUGAAGCACUAGAAGCCGAGCCAACAUCUGAUGUGAGUGACAAGCCAAACAUGACGUGGUUGGAUGCUGCUCAGUUCUCUCCAUGAGCCUCUGGAAGGUGGCUGGAGCUCCCGAUAUGCCUUGGGGCAUUCGUUCGAACUGAAAGAACCCCAGUGGGCAGAUAAAUGCGGUCUUCUCUUUAUCGCCUGCACUCAUCGGGAUCUGGUAAUACCCACUUCUUAAGUCCAGCACACUGAACCACUUCGCACCGCUCAGGCAGGCCAACGCAUCCUAGAGUCUUGGGACAGUAUAUUGAUCAGGGACAGUUCGCCAAUUCAAAGUCCUGCAGUCAACACUCAUGCGCACUCUCCCAUUCUUCUUCCGUGCCACCACUAUUGGGGAUGCAUAAGGACUUCGAGACUCAGCUAUGAUUCCGGCCUCCUUCAACUUGCACAAGUGCUGUCGCACAUCCUCAACAUCUGCCGGAGCCAGCCACUGGGAUCUCUCUCGGAACGGGGUGUCUUCCAUCACCCGGAUGGUGUGGCGAGUGCUUUUGGAGCAGCCAACAUCAAACUCGCCCCGAGAAAAAACAGCUUCCAUCUUCAGCAUCUUCUCCAUUAGCCUGAGUUUCCACUCCGGCGACACAGGGGAAUCCCCGAAGUUAAAGGCUUCAGCGGUCAGCUCCCUUCGAUGCUCCAGUCCCUCCCUAUUAGGUGUCCUCACUGGUGUACUAGACAUUACCGUCACUGGGAACAGAUGUGCCAGCGGCAUUCCCCUCUUAAAGAUUGUUCUGGAGGAAGCUGGAAGACCCCUGUACAUCAAGGAAAUCAAACAGCGAAUACUGGACCGAGGACUCGUGCAGUCAAACUCUAAAUCCAGCCUGGAAGCUGUCCUCUAUCGAGAGACUCAGAAAGGAAGUAGACGAUUCAAGAGGCUGGAGAAUAAAAAUGGGAUAUUUGCCCUACAAAUGGAAAAAGAACAUCAGCAGCUUCUCCCGAGCUACACAACACAGCCUUUCCUUGUGCCUGUGACUCACCCUACUGAGUAUCCUAAUCCCCAGUUAAUGGACCAUCUCCCCAACUUCCCUUCCCCCUCCAUGUUCCAGGACUCCAAACCUAAACUGAAGAAAGUUCUGAAGAAAGCCCUGAAUGAGAAGUACAGGACUAAGUAUCUCAGACUGCGGAAGACUGUAAAAGCUCUGAUCUUUGAGAAUGCUGCUCUGUGUGAUGAAAUUGCUUAUAUGGAACUGAAGUUUUUCCGAACUAAAGAGGAAAGAAGGUUCCUGUUAAAGAAGUUGUUGCAGCACCAGAGCUUCAGUGAUGGCACAGAUCUGACAGGCAGUGCUGGCACCAUACUUGCCCCCACCAUGUACAGUGUACCCACAGGAAGCAGCCAAGUGGCAGGAGUUUCAAGCCUUCCCACAACACCAGUCGCCAGUACUUCAACUGGAGAGGAGGCUUUAGGUAAAAAGUCAAAGAAAGACAAGCGGGACAAAGGAAAAGAUAAUGGCAAAGAUGAUGGUAAGUAUUUGGGUAAACUCAAUGCACUGAUGGAGUGUUCAGUGUACUUACUCAAUACACAAUGGUGCGAUAAGGUCAGUGUUAAAAAGCUUGACUUGUGUUUGGUGUUAUAGUUAUUAACUUCCGUUACAGUUAGGUUAUUAACUUCCAUCAGAGCAUUGGUAUCACCAUGGGUUGCCUAACUAGCAUAUCGUUUAUUAACUCGAGCGACUGUUUUAUGUCAGUACACCUUGCUAUGUUAAAGGUGAAACAAAUUUGAAGAGGUUCUGAUAUAAGGUCACUUAAUGUCCCUAUAAUGUUAACUUUUUUUUCUCUCCACAGAUGCUGCCUGACCUGAUGGGCAUCUCCAUUAUUAGCUGUUUUUAUUUGAGGAGGGAAAUAUUGACAGAUGCAGGGCAGCAUGGACAGGGCGGCAUAUCCAAGAAUAGAGGUUAGGCCUGAUGUACACAGAUGAUGGAAACAAGAUUUGGAAGGUGAUGAUCAAAGUAAAGGGCAGAUGUCAGUUAAAUGUUGCUUUAAAUCUGUAGAAAUCUUGGAUAUAUUUGCUGACUAGUCAGACUUCAUUAUUUCCCAGUUUAUGGUGUUAGAGUGAUUAUCAGCAUCAAUAGAGAAACAUUGGAGGAUAUACAUUCAGUAUUCCCACAACUGGAGUGCGGAGACCCCAGUUAUCCCCAUUUCCUUUCUCCAGUGAACCUACUGACUACUUGUUCCUUGAAUUUUACCAACUCCUGAAUACCUGUGUAUCCAAGAUCUCGUGUAAUGGUAUUUUAUAAAUGAGGCAGGAUGGAGUCCAAGUCAUACAUUAUGAAAACUGAUCCUUCGACCAUUUAGCACCUAUUUUAUACAAAUACAAUUGUUGUCUCCGCAUUCCCAUAAAAUUAACCUCCCAGAUUCAACCACUUCCUACACACCAAGAGCCAUUCACAAUGGCCUUUUAACCUACUAAUCACUGUGUGAUGUGAGAGGAAAAGGAAUUAUCUAGGAAAAUCUGAUGUUCACAGCAAUGAUGUGCAGGCUGCACACAAACAGCAUUAGGAUUGAACCUGGGUCAUUGGAACUGUGAAGCAGCGGCUUUACCAGUGGUGUACUCUAUAUCAAGGCCACGGUGUACCAGCCACGGGAAUAUUUGAGAGUGCUUUACUCCAUGUCCUUGCCAAGAUGAACCGGCCAAAAUGCAUUUAUGGAGCAAUGUAUAGAGUGCUUUACUUAAAUCGUGUACACCCUAUCUGCCCUGUCGGGGAGUGUUUGUUGAGUAGAGGGAACUCUGUUCUGUGCAACACAGGUCAGGCAUAAGGCAGGAGUGUUUUGUAGGACAUUUUGGAGAGAGGUUGACUUUGUAUCAAACCUAAGCUGUAUCUGUCCUGGAAGAGUUUGAUGGAAUAGGGCAAGAGUUCUGGAGUGCUGACACCAUCAGAAAAUGAAUACCAGCUCUCCAUCAAGAAAAUACUUAUCAAUGUUUGUUUCUUGUCGCAGACUAAAUCAAUUUUGUUUAGAGUAGGUAUUGUGGUUUUUACUUCCAGAGAACUUCUCAGCAGUGUUGGAUUAACAAAGGGGUUAAACUGUACAACUAUAACAUUUUGUUAAUAUAAACUUGAUAGAAUAUUUUGAAUUUAUGUAAAUAUGCAUUUGUUAUUAAAUUUUGUCUGUUUGAACCAAACUGUGAGACUUAAAUCUUUGCUAAACUCAGGUUAGAACAGUAUGUUCCUGCAUUGACAAGAAUGUAAAAGCUGUACUCUAGUUUGAUUUUAAAAUAUACAGUUUAAUAUAUAAAAUGCAGUAGUUUCUCUAGAGGAAGUAACAGUUAACAUUUAUUUUUAAAUAAAUGUAUUGUAUAUUGCUACUAUUUAUUCCUGUAUUCAUCUGUUCAAUAAAUUCAUUUGGCAUUUGAAGCAAAAUAAAACAGG
Molecule: messenger RNA, 3970 nt
Organism: Hypanus sabinus (Atlantic stingray)
Lineage: Eukaryota; Metazoa; Chordata; Chondrichthyes; Myliobatiformes; Dasyatidae
Gene: fyrd1
Product: transforming growth factor beta regulator 1
Exons: 10
Coding region: 974-2179 (401 amino acids)
Biological process (GO): regulation of DNA-templated transcription
Source: RefSeq, a predicted model, not a curated record